Molecule: messenger RNA, 759 nt
Organism: Spinacia oleracea (spinach)
Lineage: Eukaryota; Viridiplantae; Streptophyta; Magnoliopsida; Caryophyllales; Amaranthaceae
Product: glutathione S-transferase T3-like
Exons: 1
Coding region: 1-759 (252 amino acids)
Source: RefSeq, a predicted model, not a curated record
AUGACGCAUCCAUUGCCCGUUAAACCAAAUCAACCACUUAAGGUUGCGACUCAGUCUCGAAGUUGGUCGAUUCUGGAGAACAAAGCUCUGGUUGAUUCCUACAUUAAAGUUUGCUCUGAUAAGGUUAUAGGCGCCGGCAUGAAAAAAGCUGAGAUUUGGAGGCUAGCUGAUGUGUGCUAUAACGAAAUUCAAGUGGGUAGACCGCAUGAACUUGUAGUAAGAGGCACAAAAUGUUUAGAGGAUCGUUGGGGAAGGAUGUUUCCAGACAUCAUUUUGUGGGCUGCUAGUUUUGAAGAAGCUGGUAAGUUAUUUGCAAGUGGGAAUAGUGAUGCGGACCAAAUUUCUACCGCUCACAAGUUAUUCCGCAAUACUUCUGAUAACAAAAAGAACUUCACAUUGAUGCAUGCUUGGAAGAUGCUUAUUCAUGAUAACCCAAAGUGGAGGGUGAUGACGAGGUGGGGUAUGUCAAAGAAAGAGAGACAAGCAUACAAUGCCAGUCUACCAGUUUCUACUGAAGAUAAUGAAGGAAGUGACAAGAGAACUAGACUUGAUGAUGAUGGUGACACCGUCUUACCAAGUGGUGGGAGCUUCGUAUCUGGAGGUAUAUCUCGACCAGAUGGUGUAAAGAAAGCUAAGGCCAGAAGAAAAGGCAAAGGGGCAGAAUCAUCAAAGGAAGUUUCGUCUUUUGGAAAUCAGUUGCAAGCUAGCACUGAAAUUAGGACUCAAGAGCACCAACUAAAUUUAAAGAAAUUCGAGUGA